Molecule: messenger RNA, 1077 nt
Organism: Alternaria ethzedia
Lineage: Eukaryota; Fungi; Ascomycota; Dothideomycetes; Pleosporales; Pleosporaceae
Exons: 3
Coding region: 1-1077 (358 amino acids)
Biological process (GO): transmembrane transport
Molecular function (GO): transmembrane transporter activity
Source: RefSeq, a predicted model, not a curated record
AUGUCAACUACCAAGACUGCGUCAAACGAAGUCCUCGAUUCUGAACUCUUGGAACGAGUGAAGAAAGCCGUCGAAACAGCCAGCCGGCACUCCGCCGACAAGGACGGGUUCAGGACUUACGCCAUGAACAAUUUGCACGAGGUCGCCCAUGAGCUCUCGGUACUCGCAACUACAAGAUCGAUUCUGCCUCCCCGCCCUAUCCUCCAAUUGAGCGAUGGCAUGAGGGGUAUUGUCCGCAGGAUGCAAGCCAUCAUCGAGGACAAACCGGCAGACAUGACAAACAAGCUCCAAGUGUUGUCCAAACAACUUCGUAACAUGGCAGUUGGCCCGUAUUCAAGCUCCCAGGGCAAUGGCAAACUAUGGGUACCCGAGAUAUAUCUCGCAACAUCCAAGAAGAAGAAAAGCCAACUGCUAGCCGAGCAAGAUGCCAGCUUGCCAUUACCCAGCGAGAUUCACUAUGAUACCAACGAGCCCGACUUUGACGAUAUGGUGUCAGAGGCUGAACCCGAUGAGUACGACGAGGACAACUCCGAGGACGAGCGGAACGUUGUUCUGACUAGGGAAACACGAGUUCCCAUUCAGCUCAUCAGACAGCUCAUCAGACAGCUCAUCAGACAGCUCAUCAGACAAUUGAGGAGUGACACAUACGGAGGACGCUACGUGAUUGUCGUGGGCUUUUUAUGCGGUUGCCCUCCCCUCGUCUGCCUCCGGUUUGUCGAUGAGAACACGAUGAAGGACAAGGUGCUGCUAUGCGCGUUACUGGCGGUCACGGGGCUCUUUGUGGGCAUGACGUUCGCGCCGGUCAUGGCAGAGGUAUCGGCUGUCGCUGAGGCCAAGGAAAGAAAGAUGAUCGCAGAUGGACGCCCAGGAUUCGGCAAAGGCGGUGCAUUUGCGCAGGCUUACGCACUGUACAACUCUGCGUUCGCUGCCGGCUGCAUGGCGGGACCUCUGUUGGCCGGGUUUCUUGCGGAGGACAGCGGCUGGGGGACUAUGGCGGCCGUCUUGGGCGCGCUGUCUGCUGUCACUGCCGUCCCGGGUUUUCUCUGGCUAGGUGGAUGGGUGCUAGCAAAGAACUAG